Molecule: messenger RNA, 1998 nt
Organism: Nematolebias whitei (Rio pearlfish)
Lineage: Eukaryota; Metazoa; Chordata; Actinopteri; Cyprinodontiformes; Rivulidae
Gene: slc2a2
Product: solute carrier family 2 member 2
Exons: 12
Coding region: 65-1573 (502 amino acids)
Biological process (GO): monosaccharide transmembrane transport
Cellular component (GO): brush border; membrane
Molecular function (GO): hexose transmembrane transporter activity
Source: RefSeq, a predicted model, not a curated record
GAGUGGACACUGUGUGAUCUUCCACCGAUCAUUACCAGUCUCCUGCUGAUACUCUGGACCCAUCAUGGAAACAGGAAAGAUAACGGGGACACUGGUUGUGGCUGUGUUCACAGCAGCUCUGGGUUCCCUGCAGUUCGGAUACAGUCUAGGAGUCAUUAAUGCCCCCCAGAAGAUUAUUGAAAAGCAUUAUGCCCGGUCCUUGGGUGUGUGGUCUGAGAAGUUUGAGUUGGCUGCAAAUGGCACUGACGAUACCAGUCCCUCAGAGACUGGGAAUCACCCCUCUGUAGUCAUGUACUGGUCACUGUCAGUGGCCAUCUUCUCCAUUGGUGGCAUGGUGUCCUCCUUCCUGGUGGGCUUUGUGGGAGACCUGAGAGGCAGGGUGAGAGGUAUGCUGAUGGUGAAUGUUCUGGCUGUAGCUGCUGGACUGUUAAUGGGUCUUUGCAAGAUGUGGAAACCCCACAUCAUGGUCAUCUCAGGCCGUGCAGUUAUGGGCUUCUACUGUGGGUUAACAUCUGGAUUAGUGCCUAUGUACAUUGGAGAGAUUGCACCCAAAUCAUACAGAGGAGCUUUGGGAGCUAUACACCAGUUGGCUACUGUUAUUGGGAUCCUGAUCAGCCAGAUAAUAGGAUUGGACUUUGUACUUGGUAAUGAUGAAAUGUGGCCCCUGUUGCUUGGUCUGUCUGGAGCGCCAGCAUUAUUACAGUCGGUUCUGCUACCACUGUGUCCGGAGAGCCCACGGUAUCUUUACAUUCUGCUGGGCAAAGAGCAAGAAGCCCGGAAAAGUCUGCUUCGUCUAAAGGGAGCAUGUGAUCUGACUCCUGAUCUGGAAGAGAUGAGGAGAGAGAAAGAAGAGGCCGACCGGGAGGCAAGGGUCUCCAUCAGAUCUUUGAUCUUGUCAUCUGUGUACAGACGGCAGCUGUUUGUUGCCCUCAUGAUGCAUCUCUCCCAACAGUUGUCUGGCAUUAAUGCGAUCUUUUAUUACUCUACAGCAAUCUUCUCACAAGCUGGUGUUGCUCAGCCUGUCUACGCAACAAUAGGAGUUGGUGCAAUCAACACAGUUUUUACCCUGGUUUCUGUAGCACUUGUAGACAAAGCUGGAAGGCGCACUUUGACUCUAAUUGGUCUGGGAGGUAUGAGCUGCUGUGCGAUUGCCAUGACAGUGGGCAUAAAGUUCCAGAAUGACUUCUCAUGGAUGACCUACAUCAGCAUGUCUGCUAUCUUCCUCUUUGUGAGUUUCUUUGAGAUCGGUCCUGGUCCGAUUCCAUGGUUCAUAGUAGCUGAGCUGUUCAGCCAAGGGCCUCGACCUGCAGCCAUUGCUCUUGCAGGCUGCUGCAACUGGACCAGUAACUUCAUCAUAGGCAUGACUUUUCCUUACAUCCAGGCUUGGUUGGAUUGUUACGUGUUCCUCCUGUUUGCAGUGCUGCUUUUUGGCUUCACGUUGUUCAUUUAUCUCCGUGUCCCUGAGACCAAAGGCAAAACGUUUGAGGAGAUUGCUUCCAUGUUUCAGAAGAAAUCUAGGACUCCAACAGACAUUGCUGAAUUGCAGCAGCUCAAAACAUCAUCAGACGCUUAAGUGUCUAGUUUUAUUAUUCAUCAGUAUUAACAGAAAAAAGAUCACAUUUUUGCAGCAAAAAUUUUUUGUGUUGAGAUUUUUACAUAAAUUUUUGAUUUAAACACUUAUUGCACAUCUGAUAGUUGUCAUUGCUAUAAAACAGGUUAAUAUCGGCAACAAACUUUGUGCACUUUGUAAAAAGGUUACAUUUGUUUUUGACCCUAGCAAGACCAAUGACUCACCUCUGAAGUUUAAUCCAACUUCUUAUCAUGUUUUGCCAUCGCCAUUGGACGUUUAUGGUUUUAUUAAUUUAAUUUAGUUUUAAUGUCUUCUUACAAAAACUAAAAAGGAAAAACAACUAGCAGGUGUAAACACUUACAGACUUCAAAAAGCGUUCAAUACAAAAACAACUGGACUUUAUUUGUAACAGAAGACGUUUCGCUCCU